CACCCAUUUCGAAAAUUCAUGGGCUAUUGUAACGACUAUGAUCGAGAUAUGAGAAAGUGUUUGAAGGCAGAAAGAAUACAGCGCCAAACGGCGAACAAUGAAGAAUCUAUAAGAAAGCACGCAGCAAUUCGCGCCAGAAUAUAUGCACAAAGCCAAAACCAACAAAACUAAGUUAAUUUUAUAGUUUAAAUUUAUAUAACAACAUGGAGUACAACAUCUUAGAUUCCAUAGACCUCAAUGACCCAGCUAUCUAUAAAUCUUUUACAGACAGAUAUUUCAGUAAAAGAUACAUAUUGAAUGUAAAUGGAAUUGAAAACAAUGAUAUUAUGCUAAUGUUUCAUUCUAACAGGAUCACCUUACUCUGUCUUGCACCGAGCCAUUUCUUUUUCAAGAAGAAGGAUAAAUAUACUCUGAACUUCAAUAUAGGAAAGAUUGAUCGGCUAAGUAACAAAGUGAAGGGAAAAGGAAAGAAAGGCGGGCAGGCGUUGUUUCCAGAUUCAGUUAUUUGUAAAGUUGAGUGGAGCGAUGGUUCUUCCUUUGGUAUACCGUGCGGCAUGAGAGGCACUCUGGUAGAAAUCAAUGAAAAUUUAAUCAAGAAUCCUGAACUUUUGCAAGAAAUGCCCGACUCUGAUGGCUUUAUAGCCAUAAUGUUGUCCAGUAUUGCUAUUACAGAUGCUACUAAAAACAAACUUUUAACUCAUGAAGAUUACAUGAAAGUUGUUAAUGUGUGAUAAACGGUUUGUUGGAUUAGAUUUAGAAAAUAAAUGAUGUUUAUUUUGAAA
Messenger RNA from Bicyclus anynana (squinting bush brown), 782 nucleotides. Its product is annotated as protein Abitram. NCBI's taxonomy places the organism in Eukaryota, Metazoa, Arthropoda, Insecta, Lepidoptera, Nymphalidae. The record is from RefSeq and is a predicted model, not a curated record. The transcript has a single exon. Gene Ontology annotation, molecular function: actin monomer binding; actin filament binding. Gene Ontology annotation, biological process: regulation of actin filament polymerization; regulation of filopodium assembly; dendrite morphogenesis. Gene Ontology annotation, cellular component: dendrite; lamellipodium; nucleus. The coding region runs from base 204 to 731 and encodes 175 amino acids.